ACUGUAAAUCGUACCUAACGUAAAGUUUACAAAAUAAUAAUAAACAUUUUUUACAAUACCAGUACCGCGGUAAUCUAACAUCAAAAUUAAAAACAUAAGCUUCUCAUGGGAAUUAGGAGACGUUCAUGCGCUACAUUGACAGAUAAAAUAUUUAUUGAUGGAAAUUAUAGCAAAUUUCUGCAACAGCACACAUCAAAUGAUCAGCAUCAAUCAUCAUCUAAAUUUACGUCAAAGAAGCUCGGAAACAGAACUGCACGCUUAAAACAUUCUGCAGCCCGCAAUAUAAAGAAAACGGAGUUUAUUUUUGUGAGUCCACUUCCAGAAACUUCAUCAAAAGUUUUUAUGAUGAAGAUUUUGAGCAUGUGCUGCUUGGCAUGUGAUGUAUUGCUCGUAUCAAAUUUGAUAGGAGAAGCAAAUUUGCUCAUGAAAGAUAAACAGAUUGAUCAUAUUUGGAAGCAUUUUAAAUCGAGAAGCAUCAAGAAAAUAAAUAUUAUCGAGCCAGAUUGGUAAUGGAUUUUUAAAUAACUGCUGCAGUGACUUGAUCAAAUGAUUAGACAUUGAUUGAUAAAUUAGCAGAGUUUAGCGGCUUAUUUUCAAAAAGAUGAAACAGCAUGAAAGUAGAACGGCUUUUUUGAAGAAAUGUGUUUUUGGACGACUGAUUGAAUCGAUAAAAUCACAUUUCUUCUACUCAUGGAUACAAGAAUUAUUGUGAAUUGAAUGAAUUAACAAUAUUAAUCAAUAAAAAAUUGAUUACUAUAGAUGUAUUGAAUGAGUGUUGAUGGGCUAAUGGGUGAUUGAUAGGC
Messenger RNA from Nilaparvata lugens (brown planthopper), 803 nucleotides. RefSeq lists its product as uncharacterized. Lineage: Eukaryota; Metazoa; Arthropoda; Insecta; Hemiptera; Delphacidae. The record is from RefSeq and is a predicted model, not a curated record. The coding region runs from base 106 to 510 and encodes 134 amino acids. The transcript is spliced from 4 exons.